Paramecium tetraurelia is the source of this 1158-nucleotide messenger RNA. RefSeq lists its product as uncharacterized. The transcript has 6 exons. Lineage: Eukaryota; Ciliophora; Oligohymenophorea; Peniculida; Parameciidae. The record is from RefSeq and is a predicted model, not a curated record.
AUGUGCUUAAAACAUAAUAGUUUAACCUACGCAGCGACAUUAAUAAAGCCGGUGACCAUCAUCAAUUCAUUCGAUUCAUCUUGCAGUAGCGCUGGAGAAUGUUGUGCAUGUUCAAAAACAGGGUAUUGUUCUUAAAAUCAAUCAUGUGCAUGUACAGCAUCUUCAGGUAGUCAAAUGUCAGGUUAAACUUGUUUAUUGAACUCAACAGAAAAUGCAGCUGUUGAAAAAUAGUUAUAAAGUGGAGCAGAUGAGUCGUUGAUAGCAAGUUUCUCUGUCAUCUAAGUUUAUGAUUUAUUGAACAGAAAUUCAACUUUGACAUAUAAACAAUUAUUUGCUAUAUAUGAAUUAGGAAUUACUACAGCACAAAGCAGUGUGUAGUAAAGCGAAAUAUAUUGGUUUUUAAAAAGCAUCGAAUUCAUUACAAAGAAAUUAAAAGCAAUUCAAACAUUAGAAGCAAGUGCUCUUUAGACAUUUUAAAUACAAAUUAUGGAUUUAAUUAGAUCUUUAAUGUUUAAAUAUAUUGAUUUAGAUUCCAAAAAAAAUCCGAUCUUCUUUGAAUAAGGCUAUUUCAGUGCUAUAGUAGCUAAAUGGAAAGAUACUAUAAAUUAUACAACUAUGAAAUUAAACUCCAAAUCAAUUAAAUCAGCUCAAUGUGAGUACAAAUAUAAAUCUGUAUUGAUUAGGUAUAAAUUAGUGCUUGCAGUAUCCAAUGAUAUGAUCGAUGCAUUCACAAAUUCAACAUUUACUUAUAAUUCUACAGUUAUAUAUUGUUAAUUUAUGGAUAAAUAUGGUGAUAUUUAUUAUCCUCCUUCCUCUGAAUUUCAUUAUUGGCAUUAUGUACCAAACUUUGACUAUGAGCCAUUGUUGGAAUUAUCAGAUGUGAUAGGUUUGGGAUGCUUUUAAAUCAAACAAUCCAAUUCAGUCUAUGGUUUGGCAUACAAUAAUCAAGAUUGUUAAUACAAAGAAAUAACUUCAUCUAGACCAGUACCAUACUGUUAAUGCAACGAACCUGGAAUUACUUUUGUUUAGGUCCUAUGGAAUGAUAAUAAGAUAGCCCAACUUGCUCUGGCUGCAGGAACAUCAAAUUCCACUAAUUCAACAGAAGCAUACGGACAUUUAUUGAUCAUUACAUAUUUAGCCAUAUAAAUUAUAUUAUGA